Messenger RNA from Cladophialophora immunda, 2535 nucleotides. RefSeq lists its product as uncharacterized. The record is from RefSeq and is a predicted model, not a curated record. The transcript is spliced from 7 exons. Gene Ontology annotation, molecular function: monooxygenase activity; oxidoreductase activity, acting on paired donors, with incorporation or reduction of molecular oxygen; iron ion binding. Bases 1 to 2535 code for a protein of 844 amino acids. NCBI's taxonomy places the organism in Eukaryota, Fungi, Ascomycota, Eurotiomycetes, Chaetothyriales, Herpotrichiellaceae.
AUGGACUUUACACAGCGGCGGCUUCAUCAAAAGUAUGGAACUCUGGUCAGAAUCGCUCCGAACGAAUGCUCCUGCUCAGAGCCGGAGGCCAUCAAAAAACUGUAUCGCACGCAGAGCCCGCUGGCGAAGACUGAUUUCUACUCGGUAUGGGGGAAUCAAUCUUUCUCAAAAUAUCCCGAUCAUUUCAGUGUCACGGAUGAGAAACUUCAUGCGAAGAGGAGGCGAAUCGUGAACCAUAUAUAUAGCCUCUCGAAUGUGCUACGGUCUGAGGAGUACAUUGACGUGUGUUCAAGACAGUUCUUGAAACAAUUGGAUGGCUUUGCGAAGUCCGGCAGAUCGGUUGACCUGGGAGAAUGGCUCCAAUGGUAUGCUUUCGACGUCAUUGGUGAACUCUAUUUCGGACGGAUGUUCGGAUUUAUGGAGAAGGCCUCCGACUACGGAAAAUACAUUGCCUCUCUCGACACCCUGAUGCCAGUGAUCUGCUUGAGUGGCAUUGCUCCAGCGUACACUCGGCCACUUAUCCUCGCCUCGUCGGUGUUUAGUUCCAAUGUGAGGAAAGCUCUGAAAGCUAUCGACCACAUCGCAGCAGCAGCAAGACAGUGCGUUGCUAAGAGACUCGAAGGCAUUUCGUCCGGUAACCCUAGCCUCCGGCGAGAUAUCCUUCAUCAACUGUUGGAAAUUUCUCAAAAUAAGGCUAAGGAAGUUGAUUUUGGUGUGCACGAAGUCGAGUAUGAAGCAUACGUGGCCUUGUUUGCCGGCUCUGAUACCACAGCCAUUGCUAUGCGUGCCAUCUUCUACUUCCUGUUCAAAUCCCCACAAGCCUAUCAGAAGCUUCAAGCUGAACUGGACGAUGCAGUAGCCAACGGCAAGAUCAGUUCGCCGGUCAAGUAUGCUGAGGCCAUUGAGUUGCCUUUCCUCUGCGCGUGCAUCAAAGAGGGGAUGAGACUACAUCCGAGUGUCGGACUAACCAUGCCCCGCCUUGUACCGCGAGGAGGCUUAGAUCUAGGUGGUUACCAUAUCCCAGAAGGCUAUAGGGUCGGUAUGAACGCGGCCGUGGUUCAGCGUGACCCCCUCAUCUUUGGAAAAAAUCCCGAGGAGUUCAUUCCCGACCGGUGGCUUGAGGGCGACGGCAAAAAUAUGGACCGGUAUAUGCUGAAUUUCGGAGCCGGAACAAGGACUUGUAUUGGAAAGAAUAUCUCGCUCAGUGAAAUACACAAACUGAUUCCCUCGGUUCUACGGCAAUUUGAACUCGAGCUUGUUGACUGUGAGAGUGAGUGGAGGACAGCUGAUUUCUGGUUCAAUAAGCAGACUGGGGUUUAUGUGAAGAUGCAUCUCGCCGUCCUGCUUCAAUGCUUAGCUGCGGGUGUAGCCACCUCAUUGACACUGAAUGGCACCCUCUCUGUUCCCAUAAACUAUACCCACUUGAUAACCCCAAACUAUACCAGUAACGCGUCAACUUACUUCAUCAACACGAAAACUGAUAACAACAAGCUGGAGAAUCUCCUACAGGAAGCCCAGAAUGCGACCUUCAUCUCCUAUAGCUCGGAAUUCACAGAUAUGCUUGGACCGAACCCUGAGGCAGUACUGAUCGAAGAGAGAAAUGACUCAUUUGCUUUUGAGGGGGCAACAUAUGACUGGAGAGGCAAUCAGGUCUGGUUCACAAGUAGUAUUCUUGAUGACAAGCCAACCACGAUUUACCGCAUGAAUCUAACCGACAACACCGUUCAUCAAGUGAAAACAAAUCUUGUCAACCCCAAUGGAGCAUACUACUUUGAAGGUUACGUCUACUUGGUCUAUUUUGGCAAUGUAUCUGUCCAACCAGGCGUCGCACGGGUCAAUGCUGUUACCUACGAGACUGAAAUCCUCGCCAACUCAUGGUUUGGUCUUCCCUUCAACGGGCCUGAUGACAUUACCGUCGUACCGAGUAAUCAUGACGGAAACGGUCUCGCCACGACCCAAAUCUACUUCACCGACAACCUUUAUGGCGGGCUUGUUGAUCGACCAGAUUCAGACUACCAACUACCCAGUGCCAUAUGGCGAUAUACGCCAUCUACUGGUGCUCUUGUUGCUGUUAUACCUCGCUCUGACAUUGUUGGAAGCAAUGGUGUCCAGAUCAAUGCAAAUGGGACAAAACUUUACGUUGGCGAGUAUGAUUCCUUGCCUGCUGGUCAACUGGAUAUCGGUAGCGAUAAUAUGCCUGGGUCGAUGGCAAUCUUCGAAUACGAUCUCGAUAGCCGAGGAUUUCCCAUCAAUAGACGUAUGUUCGGGUUGGCGAGAACGUACGCAGACGGCCUCAAGGUGGAUGACUACGGCCGUGUGUGGACUGGUGAAGGCGAGGGAAUUGUGGUGAGAAACGGCCAAGGAGAAGUGAUCGGGCUCUUCAACCAUCACAUGUUGAUGAGUCAAAAGAUGCAAGGUACCAGUGUCGCCCAGGUAGCUCUGGCAGGCAAUUCGGCAAUCAUUCUUGCAUCGACAAGGCUGUGGAGGAUUGACCUAGCUCAGACCAUUGCGAGCCCUGGUGCGUUCGGAAAUUGA